Messenger RNA from Cercocebus atys (sooty mangabey), 2640 nucleotides. RefSeq names its product dedicator of cytokinesis protein 3-like. The transcript has 22 exons. Gene Ontology annotation, cellular component: cytoplasm; plasma membrane. Lineage: Eukaryota; Metazoa; Chordata; Mammalia; Primates; Cercopithecidae. Gene Ontology annotation, biological process: small GTPase-mediated signal transduction. Bases 1 to 2553 code for a protein of 850 amino acids. The record is from RefSeq and is a predicted model, not a curated record. Gene Ontology annotation, molecular function: guanyl-nucleotide exchange factor activity; small GTPase binding.
AUGCGCGGGCGUCCUGCGAGCCCGCUGGGGCGAGCCGAGCCGCGGCGGCGCCGGGAGCCCGGCGGCGGAGCUGUGAGGAAGCAAGCGGCGGCACGGGAGCAGCGGCGAAGGACAGGUGGCGAGCCUUCGCCCGCGCCGCCAGGGGCUGCUGGGCCACCCGCGGAGCCUCGCGGUCCAGACGUGGAGGGGGUGGCGGCGGCGGCAUCCCGGACGGCCUGUGAGGGAUGCGCCGCCCACUGCCCCGCGCCGCCUGACCGUCCCCGCCUCGACUCGCGGUGCGCCACAGCCGGGCCCGCGGCCGUCCCCGCCGCGUUGUCGCCCGGUUGCCGCGCCCGCGGGGCCGCGCCCGGCACGGUCAUGUGGACCCCCACGGAGGAGGAGAAAUACGGCGUAGUGAUAUGCAGCUUUCGAGGAUCUGUCCCUCAAGGAUUGGUCUUAGAAAUAGGAGAAACAGUCCAGAUUCUUGAAAAAUGUGAAGGUUGGUACAGAGGAGUUUCAACAAAGAAGCCAAAUGUGAAGGGGAUCUUUCCUGCAAAUUACAUUCACUUGAAAAAGGCAAUUGUCAGUAAUAGGGGGCAGUAUGAAACUGUGGUUCCACUUGAAGAUUCUAUUGUGACUGAGGUUACAGCAACUCUACAAGAAUGGGCAAGUUUGUGGAAACAGUUGUAUGUGAAACACAAAGUAGAUCUUUUCUACAAACUACGCCAUGUGAUGAAUGAACUUAUUGACCUGCGAAGGCAGCUACUGUCUGGUCACCUGACUCAGGAUCAGGUGCGGGAGGUUAAGCGGCACAUCACCGUGCGCCUGGACUGGGGUAAUGAACAUUUGGGCCUGGACCUGGUGCCUCGGAAGGACUUUGAAGUAGUGGACUCGGACCAGAUUAGUGUCUCAGAUCUCUAUAAGAUGCAUUUAUCUAGUCGGCAGAGUGUACAGCAAAGCACAUCCCAGGUAGAUACAAUGCGCCCACGUCAUGGGGAAACAUGUCGGAUGCCAGUGCCACAUCACUUCUUCCUCAGCCUGAAGAGUUUCACUUACAAUACUAUUGGGGAAGAUACCGAUGUCUUCUUUUCCUUAUAUGACAUGAGGGAAGGCAAGCAGAUCAGUGAGCGGUUUCUGGUAAGACUGAACAAGAAUGGUGGGCCAAGGAACCCAGAGAAGAUCGAACGAAUGUGUGCCCUUUUUACAGAUCUGAGCAGCAAAGAUAUGAAGAGAGAUUUGUAUAUCGUUGCCCAUGUGAUCCGAAUAGGCCGGAUGCUCCUGAACGACUCAAAGAAAGGUCCUCCUCACCUGCACUACAGGCGACCAUAUGGCUGUGCGGUCCUAAGCAUCUUGGAUGUCCUACAGUCACUCACAGAAGUAAAGGAAGAAAAGGAUUUUGUUCUUAAGGUUUACACGUGCAACAAUGAGAGUGAAUGGUCCCAGAUCCACGAGAACAUCAUCCGAAAGUCCAGUGCCAAGUACUCUGCCCCCAGCGCCAGCCAUGGUCUUAUCAUUUCUCUGCAGCUUCUUCGUGGAGACAUGGAACAGAUUCGGAGAGAAAAUCCCAUGAUAUUUAAUAGGGGAUUGGCAAUUACAAGAAAAUUGGGAUUUCCUGAUGUCAUUAUGCCAGGUGAUAUCCGCAAUGACCUGUACCUAACCCUGGAGAAGGGGGAUUUCGAGAGAGGAGGAAAGAGUGUACAAAAGAAUAUUGAAGUGACCAUGUAUGUGCUUUAUGCAGAUGGAGAAAUCUUGAAGGAUUGCAUCAGCUUGGGUUCAGGAGAGCCAAAUAGGAGUUCCUACCACUCCUUUGUCCUCUACCACAGUAAUAGUCCUCGCUGGGGAGAAAUUAUCAAAUUGCCUAUCCCCAUUGACCGGUUCCGGGGCUCCCACCUGCGCUUCGAGUUCAGACAUUGUUCCACAAAGGACAAAGGGGAAAAGAAACUCUUUGGCUUUGCAUUCUCACCCCUGAUGCGUGAUGAUGGCACCACCCUCUCAGAUGAUAUUCACGAGCUUUAUGUGUACAAGUGUGAUGAGAAUAGCACGUUUAAUAACCAUGCUCUGUACCUGGGCCUGCCUUGCUGCAAAGAGGACUACAAUGGCUGCCCUAAUAUCCCGUCUAGCCUCAUCUUCCAGCGCAGCACCAAAGAGUCUUUCUUCAUCUCCACUCAGCUCUCCUCUACCAAACUCACCCAGAAUGUGGACCUCCUAGCUCUGCUGAAGUGGAAGGCCUUCCCCGACCGGAUCAUGGAUGUACUAGGGCGGCUGCGGCAUGUCAGUGGGGAGGAAAUUGUUAAGUUUCUGCAGGACAUCUUAGAUACACUCUUUGUGAUUUUGGAUGAUAAUACAGAGAAGUACGGCCUGUUGGUUUUCCAGUCUCUGGUGUUCAUCAUCAACCUGCUCCGAGACAUCAAGUAUUUCCACUUUCGACCUGUGAUGGACACAUAUAUCCAAAAGCACUUUGCUGGAGCUCUGGCAUACAAGGAGCUCAUCCGCUGUUUGAAGUGGUAUAUGGACUGCUCAGCAGAACUGAUUCGACAGGACCACAUUCAAGAAGCCAUGCGGGUAAUGUACUAACCUCUUCAUACAUAAGAGACCCACUCAUGCAAUUAUUUGUGAGUAAUCUCAAUGAUAUAAUGUGCAGGACAAAUGUUGACAUCGCAG